UGCCCUCCGGGCCCUCCUCCUCUCUGAGCACUUUGAGGAAGUGUCCUGUGGGACGGGCGCGCGCCGCCGCUGAAUAUAAGUACUGCCCGACUUCCCUUAUCUCACUUUGCAACUUUGCUAAAGUCACAAGGACUGUCCUGUGGUGGCCAUAUCAAAAAUCACCAAUAGACCACGCCAACAAUGUCUUGGGAUCCGUAUAUUACGAGUUUGAUCGAUGGUGGCGAUGUUGAGGACGCUGUGAUCGUUGGGUGUGAACCUGGCAAAGAAUCUGUAUGGGCGUCGCACAAAGGUGGAACCUUCGGAAGCAUCACGCCAGAGGAAAUUCGCAAGCUGGUGGCCAAUGACCGCUCGGCCCUUUUUAGUUCUGGGGUGACGGUUGCUGGGAUGAGGUGCACAACGCUGAGGGACGCACUCAAUACAGAAGGGCAGUACACCUUGGACCUCAAGACCAAGUCCUCAGAUCAGGUACCAGACACCUACGGCAUCACCGUUGCUAAAUCAAAACAAGCUCUAGUCAUUGUGAAAGGAAAAAAGGAUACCCAUGGAGGCAAACUGAACACCAAAGCAUAUAAAAUGGCUGAGCACCUCAGAAAUUCUAACUACUGAUUCCUCUCCCAUGCCACCCACGAAACUGCUGUCGGUAGAGAUUCCUUUCUCCCUCCCCCUCCCGCCUCUAUAGUUUGAUCACAAAUGAAUUUGUGUUUUGAUCUCCCUUGAAACUUACUUAUACUGGUAAAUAAACAGAUGGAAUCUUCUAAAAAAGGCA
Messenger RNA from Anguilla anguilla (European eel), 766 nucleotides. RefSeq names its product profilin 1 (gene pfn1). The transcript has 4 exons. Lineage: Eukaryota; Metazoa; Chordata; Actinopteri; Anguilliformes; Anguillidae. Gene Ontology annotation, cellular component: cytoplasm. Gene Ontology annotation, biological process: actin cytoskeleton organization; regulation of actin filament polymerization; positive regulation of actin filament bundle assembly. The record is from RefSeq and is a predicted model, not a curated record. Gene Ontology annotation, molecular function: actin binding. The coding region runs from base 181 to 606 and encodes 141 amino acids.